GCAGUGCGCAAGCGGAAGAGGCUGCUGGGCCGGGAGCCUGUCCGUAGGCCUGCUGGGUGUUGGGCUCCGGGCUGCCCGUCUCAAUGCCGAGCCCUCGGAGGAAUGUCGAGGGACGUCCGCUGGGCACCUCUGCCUCGAGCAGCAGCGGCGGAGGAGGCCCUGGAAGCCCGACCCAUGGCAGCGGCGGCGGUGGAAGUAGCAGCAGCAGGUUCGAGUUCCAGUCCCUGCUCGGCAGCCGUGCAUUGGGUGCGGACCCCACCAGCGCCUGGCUCCGCCUGUCCGAGAGCCCCGUGCACCGUCGCGGCUCCUUCCCUUUGGGAGGAGCCAGCCCCUCGCAGGCACCACCGCCCCCCUUGCCUGAGGAGGACCGCAUGGACCUGAACCCGUCCUUCCUGGGCAUCGCCCUGCGCUCUUUACUGGCUAUCGACCUGUGGCUGUCCAAGAAGCUGGGAGUGUGCGCCGGAGAGGGUUCCUCCUGGGGCAGCGUGCGGCCCCUUAUGAAGCUGCUGGAGAUCUCCGGACAUGGCAUCCCCUGGCUGCUGGGCACCCUCUACUGCCUAUCCAGGAGCGACAGCUGGGCGGGGCGCGAGGUGCUGAUGAACCUGCUCUUCGCCCUGCUUUUGGACUUGCUGCUGGUGGCCCUGCUCAAAGGGCUGGUCCGCAGGCGACGCCCAGCCCACAACCAGAUGGACAUGUUUGUCACCCUCUCCGUGGACAAGUACUCCUUCCCUUCGGGCCACGCCACCAGGGCCGCCCUGGUGUCGAGAUUCAUCUUGAACCACCUGGUGCUGGCCAUUCCAUUGAGGGUGUUGGUGGUACUGUGGGCCUUCAUCUUGGGCCUCUCUAGGGUCUUGCUGGGGCGACACAAUGUCACCGACGUGGCUUUUGGUUUUUUAAUGGGCUACAUGCAGUAUAGCAUCGUGGACUAUUGCUGGCUCUCACCACACAAUGCUCCGUUACUCUUUGCACUGUGGAACCAACAGUGACACCAUCUCAUUCAUUAUGGCACCAGGAAAUCUAAAGGUUUCCACAUGUGAUCAUGCCAUCAUGCUAACAGAAAUCAGCAGCCAUCCUGUUUGUCCCUCUUAAGACAUUUCAGGCUUCCUUUGGGAUUUCAGGUGUCCUACCAUCUUGAUGGGUUGCUGGGCUGGAGCAUAUGCUGGCCAUCACUGAUCACAGCCGUAUUACAGAAAGAAAAAAAUUCCUCUAUCAUACAUUCAACAAUUGUUUGUAUCUCCAGGAAAACUGAAAGAAACCAAGCUGGGUGAUAAUUAAUGUUGCUGUUUUCUAAAAGUUGACAUCAGAAAAAUUGUGUUUUGUAGUGAUCCUUUACAUCAACAUAUCACUUGUGAAUUAAACUUUGAAAAAGAAACGUGAUCUUCAUUCUGUAAAUAUACAUGCAGAUAAACUGCAUACUAAUCCUAGUUCUUAGUUAUUUACGAGCCUAAGACAUAGGUUUUUCUAGUUGAUUCCCUGAAGAUGUGUUGCCUUGGCUGGGGAGAUUUCCUCUUAAUCCUGAUUUGGUAAGCUUUUUGAGUUCCUGUCUCUUCCAUCUUUGCAGACUGGGUAAUGAGAACAGAGAUUAUAGUACACAUUUUUCCUUUCCCUCUAGCUCCUCAAAAGAUCUUUAAAUUUAUAUAUUUAUUUUUCACUACUCUAAUACUGUCUUUUAGCAUUCAAAGAACAAGCCAAGAACUUACUCGAAGAAACAGAUAUGGCCAUGUCUAUAAUCCCAUCAAAAAAGGGAAGGAUAGGACAAUGGCCUCAUGAAGGACAACUGCUGAGGCAGUCAAAGGAACUGAGAGGCUGGAGGUAGGCUACCUACAUACUAUGCCAGUGGACCGGUAUGCAAGAGAUGGGGCCCUGCUGCCUGUCAUCUCUAGUGAAUAAAGAAAAAAUGUGCUCUUCUACUGAGCUAAUAAAAUGAAAAAAAUAAUGUGAUUCUUUGCAAUGCAAAAACAUAAGCUUUUUCAUAUAUACCACAAGGAUGAGCUUGUGUGUUACAGUUUUUCACAUGGAAUUCUGUUUCCCUACAUACAGCACACAUUAGGUAGCAGUGUAUAAUUUGAAAUUCAUCAGAGGAGUUAGCUGCUAUACCAGGCACAAGGUACAACUCACUCCUAAGGUCCAUUUACAUCAACCUUUACAUAAAGCAGUUUAUCUGUGGUACCUCCCCAAAUCUAAAGACCAAAGACCACAAAAUGCAGGAUGGACUGCUCAUUCUUUGAUCAGGAAAGAAUAAUGAAAGGGUAUGUGCUUUAAAUGCUGCUGUGCCUGAAAAUGAGAACUUUCAAAUUACCUAUGGAACUGGUAUUUCAGAUAAUUUUAAUGACUAGUUAUUUUGAGAUUUAUAAAUAGAAUGGAUUGUGGCCUUUGACCUUCAUAUAGAGGUGCACAUAGGAAUCUGGAGAAUGGCUGUGACAAGUGGGCUCUGAUUGGGUGGAAACAUAAACUUUCUGAGUGUGAGAGGCCCACUGAAAGAGGGGCAGCUCUUCAACAUAAAAUCAUUUGCAUUCCCACAACAUCCUCAACACAGACUACCUCUUCACUUGAAUCAGAGAAACUGAAACUGAGUGGUAUGUUUUGUUUCAUCCAUUUUAAUGGCAGAAAUAAUUCAGGCUCUAUAUUUGGAAGCAUGACAUUGCCUUUGGCAGAGUCCAGAAGUCUGAAUAUUAGGGGCUCAAAAUUAGGCCUACUUUCUGGUUCCUGUUCAUAAUUCUGGAAUUCCCUGUCUUAGCUGCUGGGGCGUAGUUUGCUGGUUUUAAAGCACAGAUCAAUUGCCCUAUUUUUGGAGCAUCUAAGUACUGUA
This is a messenger RNA of Artibeus jamaicensis (Jamaican fruit-eating bat), 2809 nucleotides long. RefSeq names its product phospholipid phosphatase 6 (gene PLPP6). Gene Ontology annotation, molecular function: sphingosine-1-phosphate phosphatase activity. NCBI's taxonomy places the organism in Eukaryota, Metazoa, Chordata, Mammalia, Chiroptera, Phyllostomidae. The coding region runs from base 84 to 986 and encodes 300 amino acids. The transcript has a single exon. The record is from RefSeq and is a predicted model, not a curated record.